CGAAGCCACGAGGAAAAAAUAUCCAAAGACGAUGCUGUAAACGACGAUGCGGAUGCCACCGCAUUGUUCGGAGUAUUUGAAACGAAACAAAGAAUCCGAAUCGGUAAAAUCCUAAAAGAUCACGGACUCUACGCUCAACACAAUAUGGCAAACGAUCUACAGUACGUCAUCACCCUAUCAGCGGCAGAUGAAAUCAUGAACGCACAGGGUGGGGGAAAUGUGGAAGGGUACACACUGGAAAACAUUGAGUUGGAAUACGAAUCCAUCGACAACAUCGAAUUGGGAAGACAGGUAGAAAGGCAGUACAACGCCGGACGGAAGCUGUCCUUCGAACAUGUUAUCCUGAUGAAAAAGACGGAAUGGAGUAAGGACUCCACCAUUAUCAACGAAACGAUCAACGUGCCGCGCAAAAGCAUGAAAGCUAUCGUCAUGUUGUUUACGAACAAGACAAAGACAGACAGUGAAGAAUACGUUUACCCCAACAUCGAAUAG
This is a messenger RNA of Paramuricea clavata, 492 nucleotides long. NCBI's taxonomy places the organism in Eukaryota, Metazoa, Cnidaria, Anthozoa, Malacalcyonacea, Plexauridae. The record is from the annotation of a GenBank genome assembly.